Tympanuchus pallidicinctus (lesser prairie-chicken) is the source of this 5682-nucleotide messenger RNA. RefSeq names its product natriuretic peptide receptor 3 (gene NPR3). The transcript has 8 exons. Lineage: Eukaryota; Metazoa; Chordata; Aves; Galliformes; Phasianidae. The record is from RefSeq and is a predicted model, not a curated record. The coding region runs from base 16 to 1587 and encodes 523 amino acids. Gene Ontology annotation, molecular function: natriuretic peptide receptor activity; peptide hormone binding. Gene Ontology annotation, biological process: vasodilation; regulation of blood pressure. Gene Ontology annotation, cellular component: membrane.
GGGGGGGCGGGCGCGAUGCCGCCCUGGCUGCUCGGCAGCCUCUGCUGCGUGCUGGCGGCGCGGGCGGCGCUGGGCGGCGGCCCCGCGGGCGCGGAGGCGGCGGCGGCCGAGGAGGAGGAGAAGCUGAUCCGGGUGCUGGUGCUGCUGCCGCAGGACGACGCCUACCUCUUCUCGCUGGGGCGGGUGCGGCCGGCCAUUGAGUACGCGGUGCGGAGCCUGCGGGAGAGCGGCGCCGGCCUGCCGCCCGGCUACGCCUUCCAGCUCACCUACGAGGACUCGGCGUGCGGCAACCGCGCCCUCUUCAGCCUGGUGGACAUGGUGGCCCUGCAGCGCCGCCGGCCCGACCUGCUGCUGGGGCCCGUCUGCGAGUACGCGGCGGCGCCGGUGGCGCGGCUGGCGGCGCACUGGGACGUGCCCAUGCUAUCGGCGGGGGCGCUGGCCGCCGGCUUCGGGGCCAAGGGCGGCGAGUACUCUCACCUCACCCGCGUGGCCCCUGCCUACGCCAAGAUGGGCGAGAUGCUGCUGGCCCUGUUCCGCCACCACCAGUGGAGCCGUGCCACGCUGCUCUACAGUGACAGCAACCCCGAGCGCAGCUGCUACUUCGCCAUGGAAGGCGUCCAUGUGGUCUUCCAGGACGAGGCCUUCCACAUGGCCGUGCACAGCUUCGACGAGACCAGCCGCCACCUCGACAUCGACGAUGUCGUUCGCUCCCUUCAGACUGGCGAGAGGGUUGUAAUCAUGUGUGCCAGCGGUGACACAAUCAGGAACAUCAUGUUGGCUGCUCAUCGGCAAGGAAUGACCAAUGGGGACUAUGCUUUCUUCAAUAUUGAACUCUUCAACAGCUCAUCAUAUGGAAAUGGCUCUUGGAGGAGAGGAGACAAGCAUGACCUUGAAGCAAAGAAGGCAUACUCAUACCUCCAAACAAUCACUCUGCUGAGGACUGUAAAGCCUGAGUUUGAGAAAUUUUCCCUAGAAGUGAAAAGUUCUAUUCAGAAGCAAGGUCUGCACGAGGAUGACUAUGUGAACAUGUUUGUGGAAGGAUUCCACGAUGCUAUUCUUCUUUAUGCUCUGGCUUUACAGGAAGUCCUGAAGUUUGGUUUCAGUAAGAAAGACGGGGAAAAAAUUGUUCAGCAAACACGUAAUAGGACAUAUGAAGGCAUUGCAGGGCAGGUGUCCAUUGAUGCCAAUGGGGACAGAUACGGGGAUUUCUCAGUGAUUGCAAUGACGGACCCAGAGGCUGGCACACAGGAGGUGAUCGGAGACUACUAUGGAAAGCAGGGGCGUUUUGAAAUUCGAUCAAAUGUGAAAUACCCUUGGAAUCAUGGCAGGCUGAGAAUAGAUGAAAGCAGAGUUUCGGAGCAUACAAACAAUACACCUUGUAAAUCAUCAGGUGGUCUAGGAGAAUCAGCAGUUACAGGAAUAGUCGUGGGUGCCUUACUUGGAGCAGGAUUGCUAAUGGCUUUUUACUUUUUCAGAAAGAAGUACAGAAUAACUAUUGAGAGACGAACUCAACAGGAGGACUGUAACAUGGGGAAACAUCGGCAGUUACGCGAAGACUCCAUUAGAUCUCAUUUUUCUGCUGCAUAAAGAAGAAGAAAAAUAAUCCCAUUCUUCCUGGGGGAAAAAAAAAAAAAAAAAGAUUAGGGGAAUGGGCACAACCAAAGACAUCAGUGUAAGAAGAGGCUCUUGAGGAACUCACUCUUUUAAGCAGUAAUUCAGUAAUUUUGUCUUAAUUUUUUUCAGAAGCUCAGGAAUGAUUAACUAAUCACAUUAUGCCGCAUGGUCUUUCAUCUCAUGAACAAAAAUGAUGCAGCUUGAUGUUAUAGGAUGUACUUAAUAUGUAAAGACAAUAUUUCUUAAGACAUGUAUUAAGAACAGCAGAUUUGUUUUAAUUGAUGAGGAUGCUGCAUUCUGUUUCCCGCUUUUUAGCUCCUUCCACUCCCUUCCUUAGUUGCACUUCACUUUUGGGUAUCAAAUACAGAUUCACAGACACAAAUGCUGGUUUGCUGUCAAAAUGAAAAAGUUGGUUAAUGUGGGGUAUGAUCCUGCAUCACUGAUUUGUUGUGCCUGACUGCAGGAAAUGCAGGAUUACACACAUGGAGUUCAAUCCUGAGAGGGAGCUGGUACUUUGGAUGUAAUGAACUCUGCUGACAAUCAGGAAGGUGGAAACACACAUGAAUCAUUCUUCCCUUUUUUGUGUAGUAUUAAGAAAAGUACUGAUUCUCCCUCUUACGUACUGGGAGCUUAGAAAAACUCCAGUGAGUGAUGUGGAGUUUCACUGGCAUGAAAUAGUGAAAAAGAAGAGGUCUCCAGAGCAGAUGGGCUAAUUCUGCAAUCUUAUUUGUGUUUUUAUUGUGCUCUUUUCUCUCCACUGCCAUGACCUUUCAGAGAGGCACAGUCCAUGUGGGACCUGUUCCUGUUCCCAAUGAAGUCAGUGGCAAAAUCCCAUUAAUUUCAGUGAUCACAGGAUUGCAUCCAAAACGUGUAAAUACAAAGGGGUUUGUAUAGCUGAGACAGUUCAAAAGAGGGUCUUUUUUUCUGUGUAAAAAUGACAUUAAUGCUACCAUUUUAGUUUUAUGAUAUUUUUUAUCUUGUAUUUUUCUAUUAAAAUAUCUAUUUUUGCUUUGGUAGGAUUAAAACUUAAGGGGGAUAAUGUUUUGAGGACAUAUUUUUUAUGAUAGGAGUAACAUGCAGGGAAAGUCAGCAACGGUAAAUGCCUUUUAGAACCAGUAUUUAGGGGAGAAGAAGUGACUUUAUGGAUAACAACAAACUUUUUAAUCCUUUACUUCUCCAAGCAUGUGUGUCCUGUGUACAGUUAUUUAAACAAUAUAAAUGCAGUUACCAGAUUGCUUAUAUGAUGAUAACACUGAUCCUGAAGAUAAUGAACUGUGUGUAUUAAGUAGUCCCACAUUAGUCAGUGAGGCUAACUUCACCUUUGUACGAUUAAACACAUAACUAUCUUCAGGAAUUGGGAUGGUAAAACUCUGCUCUAGGACUGACUUUAAUCUCACUGCCAUUAGUAUGCCUGGGAACUUUGCCAUUUGUCUUUACCAGGAGCAAAACUGAAUCUGUGAUGAAUUAGCUACUGACGGGUUAUUUCACAUUAGACAGAUGAGAGGUCUUUCUGGUCAAGAAACGGAAAUGAACAGCACGUAAUAUAAACGAUGAAGACGACCUGUAAAAGUACUGUCUGUGAGAAAACCCAGCUAUGACUAUUGUAAUGCAUGAAAUCUUCUGGCUUAUCUUAUUCUGAUUUCAUAAACAUAACUUUUCUGGUCUCAGGAGUCAUAGUCAGACUUUACACAGUAGUUAUUCUGAAAACUGGCUCUAAAUUCUGUAUUCUACAAAAUUUUUGUACUUUGAGAAGCCAGAGUGAAAAUUCAGAGAAACCAUUUUGAGGUGGCUGGAAGUGAAUGAAGGGCAAAACCUGGCUUUGUUUUCUUUCUGCUGUCUUCUGUCAGUGGAGAAAUACUCCAUGAAAUAAUUCAUGUGAAUAUUUUUGCUAUUUCUUUCAUUGCACUAUCUCUUAGCAUAUGCAGAGGUCAUCACCUGCUUGCUGAUGGUCAGGAGAGCCAUAAAAAGGAGAUGGCCAUAAACUGGGUAGAUUUUAGGAUUUUAGGCAUCUUUAGGAUUUUCUGUGAUUGCCAUUAUUCACCUGAUAGAUUUAUAUCAUCCCAUUUUUCAGUCAAGACCUUUAUGACUUUUUCAAAGGAACAGUAUCCAAAGUAACACUGAGACUAAUGGACAGUUUUCAGAAGUGUAUACUCUUUGUCUCAUGGACACCAGAGCUGGGUAUAGGCUAGAACAGCAUUCAUACUGUCAUAGAGUUGGAGUGAAAGAAGACUUCCUGAUUAGUUUCUGGAGAUUUUUAAAAAUAAUUGUGUUUAUGUAGUCAAUGGACAUGGUUUUGUUUGUUUGUUUGUAGUUCUUCGUUAGUUGGUUGGGUUAAAAAAAAAAAAAAAAAGCUAAUUGCAGAGAUAACUUCGAUCUACUUUUGUUUUGCAGUCAAGCCUUUCAUUAUUUUUAUCUUUUCUUUUAUCCUUUAGACUACUUUGUCAUAGCAAAACUUAAGGAAAAUUUUUAAGGAUGUAGAGAAAAAGGGUAUGAUUUGAAGGAUAAAAUUUUUAGAAAUGGUAACGGCUAUGAGUUGUCCUUCCAGUCUGAAAUGCUACUGACCUAGCCACUAGUUAGGGAACAAAGCAGUGUUGGCCUGCCUUUUUACUGUGCUUUCCACAGCCGGAAAGCACAGGAAUAUUCAGAGCAGAAUAUCAGAGCAAUGAGAUCUGUCUGGGGCAACAAGUUGUUAGGACAACUUGUUUGUUUUGUGACGUCUUAUUAUAACUAGGCAUUUUAAAAAAAAGUAGAAUGAAAGGUCACUCAGUUAAAAUGACAGUUCCUCUUACCAGGUUUAUAUAGGAUUUUUAAUCAUGGCUUCAGGAAGUUUUUUCCUGAAAUGUCUGUUGGUGGGAUGCUGAUGGUGGCCUUUACAACUUUACAUCCCAACGCCUCUUGUCUUCUAAAGGUGAACCUUUCUCAUGUGUUAGAGUAUUUUAGAUUAAUGAGCAAAAUCUUUCUAAGUUGGUAUACAGCUGUGAAUUUUUCCCACAGAAGAGUGGAGAUUGUGUAAGGUAUUUCACAUAAGUACAUUCCUCUACAGCAUAAACAAACUUGCCCUUCAUAGCUGCCCUCCACAGGCCUCAUGCUAAUCUUCACAGGUCUUCCAAGAACCACAGAUGAAAAACUGCCUUGAGUUUACAUUAUUCAUCAGAGGUUCUUUACUAUCUAAUGUUCUUUCCCUUUUUGAUUCAUAUGCAUUAGCUCAAUGCCACAACUUUUAUGCUUCGGUAAGGAAAUGUUUAAUCAAAGUAAUAAUAAUUGAUUCUCCAAAGAGUUUUCAAAACCCACAUUUUUGGCUUCAAUUAGUUACUUGUGUUACAAAUAUGCAUUACAGAGCAGCACAAGGAGGGCCUUGAUUCAGCCUACACUUUAGAACACAUGAAACAUGCUCGACUUCAGCUUGUAAGUGCUUUACUCACUUGGGACCAAAGGGCAUCAUAACUGGCCACAGCCAAAUCCUAGGGAAUCUCACCUUGCUUGAAUUGGAGCAAGGCUAGCCCCAGAGUCCAUAUGUUUAUUUUGAAGUCUCAUAGCUGUGCCUGUAACUGGUGAAAUUGAACUGGUGGCUUUGUGUUUUGGUCAGUGGCAAAUUCUGAUAAUUUAGUUUUUCACUGAAUUCCCAAAUAUGUCAGCUUAAUAGCUGAUACACCUCAAAAUUCUUUUCCAGAGAAUAACAUGAACAAACUGUUUGACUUUACUCCCUUACUUGAAGCAUAUAUACUUCCACUGCAGCAGCAUAGUCUAUAACAGAGAAAGAUGAAGCAAAACUUUCAAUAGGACCUGUGAUUUAGUAUGCUGAGACCCACAGCUUUAUUCAGGUGCCUAAUGCUUUGAUGUGGACCUUAGGUAGUUUGAGAAGUUCUGUUUAUGGACAGUUUAUGUGCCUCGGGCUGUCUGUGUCUCUUCAUAACCAGUUAAUUACCAUUUCAGUCAGUGAUGUGCUUCGCUCAGAACAUUCAAUCAGUGCUAAAAACUGCAGUAGGAAUGUUGCGCAUUUUGCAGGAUUGUGGCCAGAAUUCCGCUUAUUAAAUUCAUUCAUUUUUGAAAAUAAAUUUUAUUGAUCUG